GCCAUCAACGGCUAAAGCCCACCCACAAACAAUAAGCCCACUCUCAUCCAACAGCAAACUCAAAACUAUCACAUAGAUUGCUCGCUGCUCUCACAUUCUCUCUCCGUCUCCUUGGCCUCAAUCUUUGCCGCUUAUCAACGCCACCACCAAGAUUCAAAACGGGAUGCCAAACGAGCACAAGUGAGAUGAAAAAGAAGGGGAAUAGGUGGUGGUGAGAGUAGUGAGAGAGAUGAUGAAUAAUUUAACAAAGGACCAGAUUGGUGAGGUGAUCAGAAAGCAAGUCAAAGCUUGAAUUGAGGGCAACAAGCAGUAUCCCAACUCUAGGCUUAACUGAGACAUUUGUCAUAACAGGUUAAAAGGUCUGAGGUUGCUGAUAUACAAUGGUUAACGCCACUAAAGGACUGUUCAUUUCCUGUGACAUACCAAUGGCACAAUUCAUCAUAAAUUACAAUGCCUCAUUGCCUGCAUCACAGAAGUUCAUAAUACAAGUUCUGGAUAGCACUCACCUUUUUGUGCAACCCCACGUGGCUGAAAUGAUAAGAAGUGCCAUUGCGGAGUUUAGAGACCAGAAUUCAUAUGAGAAGCCAAAUUGAUUCUUUCUUUUUUCUUAUUUUAUUAUUUUCUAUUGCCCAUCGAUGAAGAUCUUUCGUAAAUGAUGAUGGGCAUGUAUCAUAAAAACCUGUGCAACUUAUAUGUCAAGUCAUUUUAUAUUGCUUCUCUUAUCUGUUGCAUAUGAAUUGCACAUGAGUUAUUGCUUCCUUUGUUUAUGUGUUAACUUUUGGUAAGACGCUAAUGGAUUUAAACGUACUUUCUGCUGAAUAAUGCUUGCCCCUU
Messenger RNA from Quercus lobata, 834 nucleotides. RefSeq names its product Nucleotide excision repair, TFIIH, subunit TTDA. The transcript has 5 exons. Bases 381 to 593 code for a protein of 70 amino acids. Gene Ontology annotation, cellular component: transcription factor TFIIH core complex; transcription factor TFIIH holo complex. Gene Ontology annotation, biological process: transcription by RNA polymerase II; nucleotide-excision repair, preincision complex assembly; transcription initiation at RNA polymerase II promoter. Lineage: Eukaryota; Viridiplantae; Streptophyta; Magnoliopsida; Fagales; Fagaceae. The record is from RefSeq and is a predicted model, not a curated record.